GUCCGAGCAUGAGGUAAUGGUGGUGAGAGGAGGAGGCAGCUCGUGUGCACGAGACGUUGCGUUCCUGGGGAGCUCGUGCUGCGGCUUCUACUCCAAAACCUUGCGAAGGCAGGGAAGUUGUAGCGGGCGAGGCUGCGGGUUGCAAUAGGCAGGACUGAAUUGCCAGGGCCGUGCAAUGGGUUAUCGUUUCUCAGCUGUGGAAAGGGGACAUCGCGUUGGGUGGAGGUUUGCAUUUCUCCUGCUGUGCCGAGCUCACCCGGAUUCCUCGUAGAAAGGAGACGGACAGAGAAGCAACAGGGAGGUGGAGCUGGAGCAAUUGCUGCAUCUAGUGCACAGGGAGGAGGGGGGAAACCACAGCAUCAAAUUCCGAGAAGGGCUUGUUCGGAAGGAUCCCCCGUGCAACUGCGGAAAGAAAACCAGGAGUAGGAGGAGAUGCAACUGGUGUAACUGAGUAAUUACCGUACAGAUAGUGAGAAAUUCCCUCGGAGCCACUUUACAGAGCAAAUGACGGAACCUGCUUUUCUAGCUCGCUGAGUGGAUGAGUCCUUGUUAUUUUUUAAAUGCAUGGAUUUUACAGGCAGUGAGGCAAGAGUACUGAAGUAGGUGGGAUGAAACCUUUAGAAGCCUUUAAUUUUUUUUGGUUUUUGCAUGAAGCAGGAACCAACAGAUUUGAGACAUUUUUGAACCACACAAAGCCUAAAUAUUAGCUGCGAGAGGUGUUUUUUUUUUAAAGAAAAAAAAUCUAGAACUGAUCCAAGGAAAAGCCUGCCAGCCAGUGGCCGUGACGUUGCAGAGUUUAAAGGGGGUAGAUGAAACCGAUCGGACAUUGACUGGGCGAAAAGGGGCUCCGGGCGGUGCUUGGGAUUUGAAGCGCUUGCUUUCUUGGAGAGACUGUUAAAAAUAUGCUGCUGGCUUCCGCCGUAGUGGUUUGGGAAUGGCUGAACGAACACGGACGCUGGAGACCCUACAGCCCCGCAGUGAGCCACCACAUCGAGGCGGUGAUCCGGUCCGGGCCAAGAGUCGGGGGAAGCGUCGUCCUGGGCCAGGUGGACAAUCGGCUGUCGCCUUAUAUCAUCGACCUGCAGUCCAUGCACCAGUUCCGCCAGGAUACUGGCACCAUUCGCCCAGUGCGGCGCAGCUACUAUGACCCCACCUCGGCACCAGGAAAGGGCAUGGUAUGGGAGUGGGAGAACGACAAUGGCACCUGGACCCCCUAUGACAUGGAGGUGGGUAUCACCAUCCAGCAUGCCUAUGAGAAACAGCAUCCCUGGAUUGAUCUCACUUCCAUUGGCUUCUGUUACGUCAUUGACUUCAGCACGAUGGAGCAGAUCAACCGCCAGACCCAACGCAAGCGCCGUGUCCGCCGCCGCCUUGACAUGGUCUACCCGUUGGUCACCGGUACCUUGCCCAAAUCCCAGUCGUGGCCAGCGAGCCCUGGUGUGGCCAGCACGCCUCCUGCUCCCGCCUGCACUUGUCCGCAGUGCCUCCUUGUCAUGAGCAUCAAGGCAGUAGUGGCAGCUGGGAGCAAUGGAGGAACUGGAGUUACAGCCAGCCAGCAGCAGCUGCAGCAGCCGCAGCAGCUACAACCCCCACCACCUCCACGUAAAGCGGUCUCCCUUUCUGGGAGCACCAAACUCCCUACUCCUGCAUCAGUUCACAAGCCCCAAGAUGGAACAGCCACGAUGCGCAGCUCCUUGAAGACCCUGGCAUCUCAAGUGAGCCGGAGGCAGGCAGCCAGCACGCCAGCGCUCACCACAACCGGCUCCCUGGCCAGCCCUACCAGUGCCAAUGGCAAGGUGACCCGUGCCAGCCUUAAUACACUGAACCGUACCAACCUGCAGCGUCUGGCCAUCGCCCAGUCCCGUGUACUGAUUGCUUCGGGGGUCCCGACAGUUCCUGUGAAAAACCUCAAUGGCUCAAGCCCAGUCAACCCAGCACUGGCAGGAAUCACAGGGAUCCUCAUGAGCGCUGCAGGUCUGCCUGUCUGCCUGACUCGACCCCCAAAACUGGUUCUGCAUCCCCCUCCAGUCAGCAAGAGUGAAAUCAAGUCUAUCCCUGGAAUAUCCAAUACUUGCCGCAAGGCCACCAAAAAGCAGACCAAGAAAGGUAAAACCCCUGAGGAAGUGCUGAAAAAAUACCUACAGAAGGUGCGCCAUCCCCCAGAUGAGGACUGUACCAUCUGCAUGGAACGCCUCUCUGCCCCUUCAGGCUACAAGGGGCCUCAGCCGGCGAUCAAGCCAGACUUGGUGGGCAAACUUUCAAAGUGUGGCCACAUGUACCACCUCCACUGCCUUGUGGCUAUGUACAACAAUGGGAACAAGGAUGGGAGUUUGCAAUGUCCGACCUGCAAGACCAUAUAUGGAGUGAAGACUGGCACCCAGCCUCCUGGGAAGAUGGAAUGUCACCUUAUUCCUCAUUCAUUGCCUGGGCAUCACGACUGGAAAACCAUCCGAAUUAUCUACAACAUUCCUCCAGGGAUCCAGGGACCAGAGCACCCAAAUCCUGGGAAGAGCUUCACUGCCCGGGGUUUCCCUCGACACUGUUACCUUCCAGACAGUGAAAAAGGCAGAAAGGUGCUGAAACUGCUUCUGGUAGCCUGGGAUCGGCGGCUGAUCUUUGCCAUUGGCACCUCAAGCACCACCGGCGAGUCAGAUACUGUGAUCUGGAAUGAGAUUCACCACAAGACAGAGUUUGGCUCCAACCUUACAGGCCACGGCUACCCUGAUCCCAACUACCUAGAUAACGUGCUGGCUGAGCUGGCAGCUCAGGGCAUCACAGAGGAGAGUGCGGUCCAGGAAAAGGAUUGAGAGUGCAGGAGGAGAGGGGAGACAGGCCUUGCCCUUGGGGGUGGAGCUAGAAGUGUAGCAGGUGUUCCAUGGAUCAUGCUCCCUCCCUCUUCCACUGUGCCUGCUCUAAUCCGAUCCAUUUCCUGCUGCCACAGCCACCAUCUGCCUCUUAAAAGGCCCGGCUCUGCCUGUCCAGCAGUCUACUUAGGGGCCUGCUCCGAUGAGAAGCCACUGGCUCUCACAUGGCCCCACAGCACUUGACUGAUAGCAGUAAACAAACCUGGGCGUUUUCUUCUAGCUCAUCUUGGGCGUGGGGUGGAGUGUCCUGAUGAGGCCUGAGGUUAUAUUAACCUUAGUAACCAAAAGCUGUUUGGAGGCUCAGAAACCUGGCUUGGCAUUUUUAUGUGGGCAAAUUUAAAUUCUGAGAAAACAAAGCAAGGUAUGCCUUGGGGGCAGGCAGCCCCAUCCAGCAUCUUGGGUUGUACCACUCAGGAGCUGAGAAGAUGGCUCCAUUCCAAAGGCACUGAGGAUUAAAACCAGCCCUGGUCUCUUUUUCUUGCCCAGCUAGGUGCUUGGUUCUGUGUUGUCAUGUCACUGCUGCUUUCAUGUCGUUGGCUCAAUGUGAGUCAGACAUGUGCUGUUUGCUGGUCUGGCACUCUGCUCCCUGGCAGCCUCAUACCUUCUGAGGCUGCCUUCCUGGGCCUGUUGCAAGAUAGCGAAGAAGCAGGUCUGCUUCCUGCUGGAACCUGCCCCAGUUCCUUAGGGAAGCACGUGGGGAAUACCUUUUCUUGGGUGCAUUCCAGACUGGGUCAGCUGUAGGCAAGUCCUCGUGUCCUAUUCAAAAGUGGACUAGAGCAGAAUAACUGGAUCGCAGCUGGUACCUAAACUGAACCUCAAUCAGAUGCUGUAAACCUCUUGCUUCCCUGUAAGUUGGGAUAUUGAAUCUCGCCCGUGCCUGCCUCCAAAUAAAGUCAGUCCAUUCCAGACCAAGCCUCACUGUUGUGGCUGGAUCUGCUGUACCCACUUGGACUCCGUGAUGCAAUACGUACUUGGCAAGAGUUUAGGUCAGGCCUCCCUGUCUCAUUGCAUUUACUUCUCUCCAGACCAGUACAGAGCCAUGUGCCCCCAUCUCUCUUUCUGUUUUGUGAAUUGCAUCCCAGGGGCUUGUGUUACGUCUGAUCUGUUUCUGUUGUGGGGUUAGAAUGAGUGGAGUUGUUGUGGAGGUGGUGAACGUGAGACACUUUCGGCUUUUGCUCCACGCACUCCCAAGGUGGGUUCUUUGAACUAUUUGUAUGGGGGAGUCCCCUGGAUACUGAUUUGAAUUUAUUUACCUCAUAUUUGGGGGGUUUGUCGUAUAUAUGUAUAUAUUUAUAUAUAUAUAUUUGUAAUGUAUGAGAAAAACUUUGAGGCUAGGAUGUGUAACACAAUGGUACUUAAGUUAGACCUGGAGGCUAAGCACAACUGUUGCUGCAGUUUGCCUUGGUAUAGAGCAGAGUUAGCCAAUGUGAUACCUUCCAGAUGAUGCUGGACUACAACUCCCAUCAUCCCUGACUAUUGGCCAUGCUGGCUGGGGCCGAUAGGAUCUGGAGUCCAGUGACAACCGAAGGGCACAACUUUGGCUACUCCUAGUUUAGAGAUAAGAGUGGGAGCCCUUUUGAAAUGGCUGCACUAAUGAUAUAUUAGGUCCAUGCCCUUUCUUCCUCAACCCUGGUAUUUAAAUCAAUACUUUGGCUUAGGAAAGAAGAAUACCUUAACAACCCAUGUGAAAUCUCUGUGGGGCAAGCUCGGAUGAAAAAAUAAAGAGAUGGAACAGGGCUAGAGAGAGAGAGUGUGAGAAUAGAAAGGAGCAUGUUUGUAGAGGUGACUGACUGCAUGCUUGUCUGGGUUGGUGAUGGCAUGGUGUGUGUGAAUGAGGAGGAGCUCAGAGACGUCACAAGGGUUGUUAAGUUUGCCAUGAUUUUUUUUUAAGGCUCUUGAUAAAUAAUUUGAGGCUCCUAGGUACAUGUCAUCUGGGAAGUCUCCUCUUUCUCAUCCUCAAGAGGAUAUUGACAUUCCAUUGUGCCUGGUUCCUCCUGAAAAUCUACAUGUGUUUCAGAAGUUGCUUCCUCUAGGCUAGGGGUGGCUAACCUACAGUUUUUCAGGGGCCUGAUCCAGUCCCAUCCCAAGCACCCCUGACCCCACCAAUUUUGGCAGCACCAAAAAGAAUAAAGGAAGAGGGGAGACUGUGUGCCUAUGUGUGUGUUUGUGUGCAAGCACAAGUAUGGGCUGGCCACAUCCACAGCUGGCAUACAGCCUCUGGAGGUAUGUCCAAGGGUUAAUGUGCGAUCCUUAGGCCAAAAACAAAUCAGCCGUUCCUGCUCCAGGCCCUUGCAGAGGAGCCAAAACAAUGUCUUCCUUGCCCUUUUCCCAACUCUUUGUGUCCCCUAAAACUAAGCUCUUUAAUUUAUAACUCGGUUACUACUUAACAAUAGUAACCAGGGGCUAUUACCAGAUGUGAUGUGCCCCAGCUUCUGUCCUACAUUAUUUUAUACGGCUUCCUUUCUCAAUAAAUCCUACCAGGCAUUUCCCUCUUGGAUUCUCAGUUGCCUGUAUCUUCCCUGUAAAUGAUUUGAUUUGAUUUGACUGAGCAGAGAACAAAACAAAACAAAAAUUCCCUAUCCUUGCUAAAUCUUCUAAGUGGAACCCAUCAGCACCACCACCCCCCAAAAAAUUAACCACGGCACUCCCUCAAAUGUGACUUAGCCUCCAGGAUAGGGGAAAAGUUUUGGAGGGCGACCUUCCAGCCACAGUCAUCUCCCAACUACCGGGAGUCAAUUUGCCUUUUUUUUUACUUUUUUUUUUACUUUUUUUGGGGGGAUGAUUUAUUUCUUCCUUGAACUUUCCAGCUGUUGAUAAUUUUGUACUUCUUAGGGAAUGGCCAGCCUGAUGUGACACUGUCAUCAAGGGUGAUGGGGAGGGUCUCUCUUUUUCCCUUUUUGGCCUCUUCAUGUCCCAAAACAGGUUGUGUGGGUGCUGGUAGUGGUAUUGGGGGUGGGAGGGGAGGGCA
Molecule: messenger RNA, 5832 nt
Organism: Rhineura floridana
Lineage: Eukaryota; Metazoa; Chordata; Lepidosauria; Squamata; Rhineuridae
Gene: DTX4
Product: deltex E3 ubiquitin ligase 4
Exons: 9
Coding region: 903-2807 (634 amino acids)
Biological process (GO): Notch signaling pathway; protein ubiquitination
Cellular component (GO): nucleoplasm
Molecular function (GO): ubiquitin protein ligase activity; zinc ion binding
Source: RefSeq, a predicted model, not a curated record